CCGGAUCUUCUAGGGAUGGCGACGCUUGGAACCACAAUAUGUCUGGGGUCUAUAUCUCUCAUUGUCUUCAUCCUGCGACUAUGGGCACGGCACAAGACGCGAGCGACAGGAAUAGAUGACUAUCUUAUGGGUGUCGGCGUGGCAAUCUACCUGCCAUGCUACGUCUUCACGUCAAUCGUGGUGUAUGCAGGAAUGGGUACAACAGACUCUCGUUUGCAAGAGUGGAAUUCGGUGGCUGGAAUCAAAUGGCUCGUAUUUUUCCAAAUCACUUACGCAUGGAGCCUUCCGUUCAUCAAAGCCAGCAUCUGCUUCACGGUCUUCCGCAUCAUGAAUCGAAGAAGAUAUCGAACCAUCCUUUGGGCAGUCAUGAUUGCAUCGGGGCUUAGCACCACAGUCGGCUUCAUCGCCGUGAUUGCGGUAUGGCGCCCAGUCGAGUACACUUGGGAUAAGUCCGUGGAUGGACAGUGCGCACCUCAAAACAUCAUCACUACAAUCAGCUACAUGAUCUCGGUUCUAGCUAUUGUCACCGACUGGACUUGUGCAAUCGUCCCAACCGUUGUUGUAUGGGGCCUGCAGAUGAAGUCUAGGGUGAAGGUUUCUGUUUGCGCUGUGCUUGCACUAGGUGCGAUUGCAAGCGCCGCCACGAUUGUCCGACUGCCAUACCUGCAAUACUACAACCAAGUUGAGAACUACUUGCACAACAUCGCAAACAUUGUUCUUUAGUCGAUUCUCGAAUGCGGCAUCGGCAUCAUCGCUGGCUCCAACUUCCCUCUCGCCUAAUUUUUCUUGGCAUCUACUAUUAGUGCAAUAGAUAGGCUACUACUAAUAUCCUUAACAGCUAAAAACCCUUUACCUCUCCUCCGGCGCCCUCCCGCGAUGGCCUUAUAGCCUCUGGCGGGCUCUGGACUAUUGU
Colletotrichum phormii is the source of this 913-nucleotide messenger RNA. RefSeq lists its product as uncharacterized. Bases 16 to 723 code for a protein of 235 amino acids. Lineage: Eukaryota; Fungi; Ascomycota; Sordariomycetes; Glomerellales; Glomerellaceae. The record is from RefSeq and is a predicted model, not a curated record. The transcript has 5 exons.